This is a messenger RNA of Erinaceus europaeus (western European hedgehog), 3733 nucleotides long. RefSeq names its product LON peptidase N-terminal domain and ring finger 1 (gene LONRF1). The record is from RefSeq and is a predicted model, not a curated record. The transcript has 12 exons. Gene Ontology annotation, molecular function: protein binding; metal ion binding. Lineage: Eukaryota; Metazoa; Chordata; Mammalia; Eulipotyphla; Erinaceidae. Bases 244 to 2574 code for a protein of 776 amino acids.
CGGCGGGAGGGGGUGGGGGGGGGAAGCGGGGGGAGUCCCGGCCUCUAGAGCGGAGCCCCGGCCCCACCUCGCGCCCGUCAGGCUCCGCCCCCGGGGCUUCCCGGGCGCGCGCCGCCCCGUCGGGUUCGCGCGCCACGCCCCCCUGCUCGCGGGCCGCGUGCGAAGCCGCGUUCCCCGGAGUCUCCGGGACCGUGGCGGCUGCUGGCGGCGGCGGCGGCAGCGAAGGAGCUGCCCUCGUGAGUCAUGUCUUCUCCGGCCGUGGCGCGGAGUUCCCAGGGAGGCAGCCGGGAGAUGGCCCCCGGGCCGCCGAGCCAGAGUCGCUUUUGGGAAGUGGGCGGCGGCAGCGACCAGUUGGAGCGCGCGGCCGCGGAGUCGGAGCGCUGGGAGCUGCUGCUCCGCCGCGGGGAGCUGCUGGCGCUGGGCGGCCACCUGAAGGGCGCGCUGGAGGCGUACGCGGCGGCGCUGCAGCGCGGGGCCCCGGUCAGGCCCGAGUGUCUGGGGACCCUGGUGGACUGCCUGGUGCUCAACUACCGGCUCCGCCACGGGCUGAGUUGGAGCGCGGCGGCCCCCGCGGUGGGCGCGGAUGCGAGCGCUGGCGGGCUCCUCAGCUGCUUGGGCUGCCGGGGUUUUCUGAGUGAGCCGGUGACCGUGCCCUGCGGCCACAGCUACUGCCGCCGCUGCCUGCGGAGAGAGCUGCGCGUCCGCUGUCGCCUCUGUCGGGACCGGCUGCCUCCCGCCGCCGCCGCCGCUGCCACCGAUGCUGCAGGAGCUGCCCCGAGGCCGCCGCCUCCGCCUCUGGCCGCAGCCACCGCCGCUUCGGCUUUCCGAACCAGCGUCGUCCUCAAUCACCUGGCCGAGAAGUGGUUCCCGGGCCAGCAGGAGCGAGCCCAGGCGGCCGGCCGACUCGGGGAGCUGCUGCAUCAGGGGCGCUACCGGGAGGCCCUGGCCGCCGCUUGCGAGGCGCUGCGAGCAGAGCCCAAUGACUUGACUCUAAAAAUUUACAGAGCUGAAUCCUAUGCUGGUCUCCAAGAGUUUAAAGCAGCUAUAGAAGAUUUAAAUGCAGUUCUCUUUCAAUUGCCAAAUUGGCCUGAGGUCUACUUCAGGAAAGGAAAAAUACUCCAUGAUGCUGGCUUUUUAGGUGAUGCCUUACAACUAUUUCUUCAGUGCUUAGCUCUUGAUGAAGAUUUUGCACCUGCAAAGCUAGAAGUGGAAAAGAUUUUGUGUGGUUUAUUAUCACCUGAAAACUUAAAAGAAAACCUGAAGGACUCUUCUUGGAGUUCAUUAUCAUGUAUUAAGAACAAAACUUUUGGUUUUCCUUUAGUAAUGGAAGAAUCUCACUCUCUCAGUGAGCUUAACCCAGAGCAGAAGGAAAAAAUACUGGAAGUCACUUCAGAAUCUAUUAAAGGAGGCCUAAACCGUACUCUUUCAGCACAGACUAUAAAUUCAACAGAAAUACCUGCCAGAGAGGAUUGUUUAAAAAGAGUGUCCUCAGAACCUUUGCUCUCUGUUCAAGAAAAAGGUGCUCUGCUGAAGAGAAAGUUGUGUCUUGUAGAACAAGAUGUGAUUGUGAAUGAAGAUGGAAGAAAUAAGCUUAAAAAGCAAGGAGAAACUCCCAAUGAAGUCUGUACAUUUUCUUUAACUUGUGGUAAUGUCCCAGAUGAACUAAUAGAUGUCUCAGAUUUUGAAUGUUCUCUCUGCAUGAGGUUGUUUUUUGAGCCAGUAACAACCCCUUGUGGACAUUCAUUCUGUAAGAAUUGUCUUGAGCGUUGUCUAGAUCACACACCAUACUGUCCCCUUUGCAAAGAAAGCUUAAAAGAGUAUCUAGCAGAUAGGAGGUACUGUGUCACACAGCUGUUGGAAGAAUUAAUAGUGAAGUAUCUGCCUGAUGAGCUGUCUGAGAGAAAAAAAAUAUAUGAUGAAGAAACUGCUGAACUCUCACACUUAACCAAGAAUGUUCCAAUAUUUGUUUGCACUAUGGCCUACCCUACUGUGCCUUGCCCUCUUCAUGUAUUUGAGCCAAGAUACAGAUUGAUGAUUCGAAGAAGUAUUCAGACUGGAACUAAACAGUUUGGCAUGUGUGUCAGUGAUACACAAAAUAGUUUUGCAGAUUAUGGUUGUAUGUUACAAAUUAGAAAUGUACACUUCUUACCUGAUGGAAGGUCUGUGGUUGAUACAGUUGGAGGAAAGCGAUUUAAGGUUUUAAAAAGAGGAAUGAAAGAUGGAUAUUGUACUGCAGACAUUGAAUAUCUGGAAGAUAUUAAGGUUGAGAAUGAAGAUGAAAUAACAAAUCUCAGACAGCUUCAUGAUUUGGUAUACUCUCAAGCCUGCAGCUGGUUUCAGAAUUUACGAGACAGAUUUCGAAGCCAAAUUCUUCAGCACUUUGGAUCAAUGCCUGAGAGGGAGGAAAACCUUCAGGCAACCCCUAAUGGACCUGCAUGGUGUUGGUGGCUUCUGGCAGUUCUUCCUGUAGAUCCUCGGUAUCAACUGUCAGUUUUAUCAAUGAAGUCUUUGAAAGAAAGGUUGACAAAGAUACAGCAUAUACUCACCUAUUUUUCUAGAGACCAAUCUAAAUAACUGUUUGGCUCUUCCUUCAAAUUAUCCUAAUCUGGCUGUGUUAAUAGCCAGAUUGUUCGCUGCCUUUGCACAUACAGUGCUGGUCUAAGAUAAUGUAUUUUUUUUUUCCUUUAACCUCCUGAAUCUUGUGGUUCUGCAAAGGAAUACCUUCAGCUAGCAUUUAGACCACUAAGAACUUGCACAGAAAAAUACACACUGAAUGUGUAUUAAACCUCUACAUUGUGAUAAAGUUGCACUAUGUAACAUAUUCUAAAAUGAAAUGAGAAUUCUGUGUAUGUAUGAUGUGUGUGUGUGUGUGUGUGUGUGUGUGUGUGUGUUUGUAGUAUGAGUGCAUUUUCUCUGGCUUUAACAUUUUAAAAGAAAAAAGAAAAAGCCAUAGAGAGCAGAACUUGCCGAGGGUCAUUUAUUGCCCAAGUUUACAGCAGUAGUGAUACAAGCUUUUUUGCAAAUUGAAUUUGCCUCAUAUUUAUCUGUUCUAAUGCUUAUAUUUGCACAAGUAUGUAGACUAUGGUAUUGAGUAUCAUUCUUUGUUGGAAAUACUGCUCUUGCUGAACUAUCUUGACCAUUGACUAUGACACAGUUUCUUAUUUAAUGUAAAUACUUGCAUCCCAAUGACCAACAGGCAUUGGCUGCAAAACCUAGAGCCAGUUUUCAGGAACAAUUGCAAAUCUGACAUGGUACUGUGCAUCUAUUCAUAAAACACUUAAAACUGUGAAAAUAUGGUUUACACUUAAUUGUACAUAAAUAUAAAUGGAAAACUUAAGUCAGUACCAGUUAGUUUAUAUAUUUUAGGGGGCUUUUCACAUUUAACUGCCCAUCUUUGUCAUUUAUAGUUUAACAUGAUGUAUUUGUUUUAAAAAUUACAUAGUAUAAACCUGGUAAGGAUCUGUGGGAAGAAAAGCUUAAUGUAGACCUAAGUUUUCAAAGUAUGUUUUAUUUUAAAAUUCUGGUCUUGGUGCAAAUGUUAGUUAUGCCUUAUUCAUAUCACAAUUAGAUUGCCAUGCUGUGACAUGGUUUAUAUUCAUGCUGCCCUAGAUACUUUUGUAAUUUGUUGCAAACUUGUGACUGUCCCUAUUAACUUCCUUUUAUGUAAUUUGUACGUUUCUUAAAUUUUUUGCUUUUGCUUAUUUAAUUUUGAAUAAAAGCUAAAUUCAGAAUA